Molecule: messenger RNA, 927 nt
Organism: Bipolaris zeicola 26-R-13
Lineage: Eukaryota; Fungi; Ascomycota; Dothideomycetes; Pleosporales; Pleosporaceae
Exons: 4
Coding region: 1-927 (308 amino acids)
Biological process (GO): mitochondrial phosphate ion transmembrane transport
Cellular component (GO): mitochondrial inner membrane
Molecular function (GO): phosphate transmembrane transporter activity
Source: RefSeq, a predicted model, not a curated record
AUGGCGAACAAACUAGACGCGAUGAAGCCGCAAAGGAAGAUUGAACUGUUUUCCGGGUCCUACUUUGCGGCAUGUACAUUGGGUGGAGUUAUCGCGUGCGGUCCUACGCACACCAUGGUUACCCCUCUUGAUCUGGUGAAAUGCCGGCGCCAAGUCGAUUCUUCCCUCUACAAAUCCAACACUCAAGCCUGGAAAAUGAUCUACUCCAAAGAAGGUCUCCGCGGCGUCUUCUUCGGUUGGACCCCCACCUUCAUUGGCUACUCAAUGCAAGGCGCUGGCAAGUAUGGUUUCUACGAAGUCUUCAAGUACCUUUACGGUGAUAAGCUUGCGCCUGGUGCACCAAAGCAGGUUGUUUACCUUGCUGCUUCAGCUUCAGCGGAGUUUCUUGCUGAUAUUGCGCUCUGCCCUAUGGAGGCCAUCAAGGUCCGCAUGCAGACUACCAUGCCGCCAUUUGCGCACACAUUGAGGGAAGGGUGGGCAAAGGUCAUCAAGGAGGAGGGUGUUGGUGGCCUGUACAAGGGACUGUACCCACUGUGGGCGCGCCAGAUCCCGUACACCAUGGUCAAGUUUGCGACGUUCGAGGAGACAGUCACCCAGAUCUAUCGCUUCUUGGGCAAGCCGAAGGAAUCGUACGGUGGUCUGCAACAGACUGGUGUUUCGUUCUUGGGAGGUUACAUUGCGGGUAUUGGGUGUGCCGUUGUAUCGCAUCCCGCAGAUGUCAUGGUCUCGAAACUCAACAACGAUCGCAAGCCUGGUGAGGGAGCGGGCCAGGCUAUCGGCCGGAUAUACAGCAAAAUCGGCUUUACUGGUCUGUGGAACGGGCUUCCUGUCCGCAUCUUCAUGAUUGGUACUCUGACUGCCUUCCAAUGGCUCAUCUACGACUCUUUCAAAGUCUAUCUCGGUCUGCCUACGACCGGAGGACAUUAA